Molecule: messenger RNA, 942 nt
Organism: Paramecium tetraurelia
Lineage: Eukaryota; Ciliophora; Oligohymenophorea; Peniculida; Parameciidae
Exons: 4
Biological process (GO): protein dephosphorylation
Molecular function (GO): protein serine/threonine phosphatase activity; cation binding
Source: RefSeq, a predicted model, not a curated record
AAAUUGAUACCAAAAGCAUAAAUAAAAUAAAUAAUGGGUUAAUUUCUAUCGUAACCAAUCACGCAAAAAAUACAUGACUCAUAGUCCAAUGGGAUUCUAUAAUGUCAUACUACGUCAAUGCAAGGUUGGAGACUUUAAAUGGAGGAUGCCCACAUAAUGAAAGUAGAUUUUAGGGAAGAUGCAUCUAUGUUUGCUGUUUUUGAUGGACAUGGUGGUGCUGGAAUUUCAAAUUAUUUGGCUGAGAAUUUUUUAGACGUUUUGGUUCAGCAACCUGCAUUCGUUGGUGAAGAUUAUACCUAAGCCUUACAUGAUAGUUUUGUAUAGUUGGAUGAGAUGAUCAAAAAUAAUGUGGCUAAAAAUACAUUUAUUGGUUCAACAGCUGUAGUGGCCCUGGUAAUUUAGAAGACCUUAUAUGUUGCCAAUUUAGGAGACUCUCGUUGUCUUCUGAUGCGUGAUGAUGAAACUAUUGAGUUAACAAAAGAUCACCUUCCUUGUAAUGAAUUAGCCAGGAUCAGAUUUGCAGGAGGAUUUGUGAAUGAAGAAGGCCGUCUCAAUGGAACACUAUCAGUCUCACGUGCUUUUGGCGAUUUCGAAUUCAAAUAAGAAUCAUUACCAGCAAAUUAGCAAAUGGUUAUUGCUGAACCUGAAAUAAGAAAGAUAAAAUUGAAUAAGGAUGAUAAAUUCUUAUUUCUCGGUUGUGAUGGACUGUUCGAAACGAUGAAUAGUUAUAAAGUGAUGUAAUUCAUUGGAGAAAGAUUAGACAGGGGUAUGGAACCACCAUUAAUACUUGAAAACUUGCUCGAUUCUUCUUUGGCAAUCGAUACUACUACUGGCUAUGGAUGUGACAACAUGACUGCUAUGCUAAUAUUGUUGCACAUCUGAAUGAUAUUCAAAUUAAAAAUUAAUACAACUAUCAAUAAAAUAACUCAUAUAGAAUUUAAA